This is a messenger RNA of Mugil cephalus (flathead mullet), 5539 nucleotides long. RefSeq lists its product as uncharacterized. The transcript is spliced from 3 exons. Lineage: Eukaryota; Metazoa; Chordata; Actinopteri; Mugiliformes; Mugilidae. Bases 282 to 1034 code for a protein of 250 amino acids. The record is from RefSeq and is a predicted model, not a curated record.
GGAAAAGAUAUGAGGGAGAACGGAGAAAAUGGUUUCAGUGUGCUGCCACGUCCCAUGAAAAAUGUCUCCCAGCAUUUGCCGAAAAUCAGAGUUUUUGCAGCCAACCUGCAGGCAGAUGUUAAAGCUUCUGCUGCUGCUCUCGCCGCAUGAGGAAGAACGGACCAGCCGGGCGUCAGACAGCAGUAGUAUGCCACCUUAACCAGCUCUGAGCUGUCCACCUCUAUUCAUCACUUCACAUUCAGCUCAGGCAUCUUGGUGAAGAUGUAGUCUGUUUGAUUACUAUGGAGAUGUCUCCAAACACACUCUCCCGGACCGUGUUGCCAUGGUCGCUGUGCUUGCUGUUCUUCCUGACCCCCGCCCCCCAGACAACCUCCGCCCCCGCACAUGAGACUGCUCAUCCGGUCAAUACCACCUUGCUGUUUGACAGCGGCCCCCCGGGAUUCAACCUGCGCAACUGCAGCUGCUCUACACCCAUACGGGACUGUGACGAGGCUCUGGCCAACUCUUUGUGCAGAUGUCGCACCGUGCUGCGCUCCUCCCUGCCCCGCGCUGGCCUCAGAGAACCUGGACAGCUCACCAUCUGGGUGAAGGAUCUCUGGGUCCUGGAGGAGCUGCUGAACAGCAGCGUGGUUGGCCAUUUGCAGUUGUCUUUUUGUGGAAUGAAACCACUGGACAGUCAGUACCUCGCUCUGCUGGGGCUGCAGAGCCUCAGGAUCCACAGUGCGUCGCCCGAAGCUGUCUAUCCCACACAGGAAAUUACAGUCUCUUCCCCAGCAGGGACUGCAGCAGAGCAGCAAGCUUUUUCUCUUGACUCCUUCCACAUGACCUUCCUGGAUGUAGCGGUGCUUAACGGGCUCUCUGCCCUCAAGGCUUACAGCGUAGCAGGAAUACCGGCGACCACCCUCUCCCACAACUUCCCCCACCUGACCAUGCCCUUUUCACUUCCAUCCUCUCCUGCUCCUUAUGACCCUGUAGACACCAGAGAGCAGCCUGAGGAGCCAGCGCAGAACCUGCUCAUCACAUUUGUGUACUAACAUUCGUAAGCUAGCUCAAGGAUCAGGGUACAGUAUAAGUGUCAAAUGAUGGGCAGGAAUGAUACUUUUAGAGUCCCUUUGCAAAGGAAAAGUUGCACACCUACGCUCGUGGAAUAUGCUCUGCUGUAAUUCUGACCUAAAUGUGGCUUUGAUCAGAGUCUCUGGAGAUACCGUUCUCUAGGCGACACAUUUUUUUUUUUGACCCACAAUUAACGCAAAAAUGUGUCAUGACCCCAGCCGGCCCCGUACUUUUGGAAAUUAGGAAGUGGUAAAAGCAGCAAAAGAAACAAAACGCAGGCAGAAUGAGAACUAAGGUGACAUUAUAUUAAAGGAUUUUACCCAAAGGAAGAAGAAGAACACAAAAGGAUCUAGAAACACCUAUCUUAAACAGAAAGUGCAGCAGCAGCAAAGCUUGCUGGUCAAGCAAACAGCUGAGAGCAGAGAGCCCUCUAUCCUCCCUCUGUCUGAAGGCAGACUACAUUGGACAAAUUGCAGCAAUGACCUCUGGACAACUCCACAAGCAACUUUCAACAGCCGUAGCUAAACGGUUGGCUGGCUUCUUCUGGAGACUAUUUUGGACAGCAUUUGUCAUUGUGUUGGACUGUUGCAAUAAUAAUAAUGUACAUUGGCGUAAAGCGAGCAUAUUUGUCCAUUCCCAUGUUGACAAGAGUAAUAAAAACCUGACAAAUAUCCGUUUAUGGUCCAUUUAAAGCCAGUUUAAAAUGAAUUAAUUGUCAUGCGAUUAAUCGCAUUUUAAUCAAUUUUUCAUUUGAUAUGCAUACUACUCUCUUGCUGCUCUUUCUGUCAAAUUCAGAUGUUAAGCAUUUCUGCACUUGCAGUGAGUCUGAUCUGUGCCAGCUUCAGACAGUGCAACAUUUUGGAGCUACUCAGAUGUGGGCUUUCACACCACGGAGGACCAUAUGUUUUGAUAACAAAUGUUACUGGUGGUACCUUGGUACAUGGUACCUGUUAAGGCAUUCAACAGUAUAAGUAUAUAAGCCCUUCCUACAGAUGUGUUAAUGGCUUUAUAAAAGGUUAAGAAAGUACAAUUUGUAUGGAAGAAUCAAUGACAUAAUGCUGCUAUUUAAAGCAUUAGAAAAGUCUAUUCUUUGUUCUUCAUAGUUCAUACUUCACAGUUUUCUGCCUGGCUCUUGUUUGUUCUUUUUGAGGAAAGGUUAACUUUUUGAAUGCUGGUUUUAUCCAUUCCAUCCUUUAUUUAUCGCUAUCAAUCCCCCAUGUAUCAUGCACCACCUAGUAUGUUAUAAUCUUGUUUGUAUCAUGCAUAUAUGCUGCAUAUGCAUUACCCAGAUGCAUAGAUGGAUUUAUCACCUUGCUCAUCUCCAUCUCUUACGUCACACCUCCCAUUUCUCUUUAGCCACCAGGCUUCCAACACAUGGGUCCCUUCAUAUGAGCUGGGUCCUGUUCAAGAUUUCUUCCUGUCAGAAAAUAGUUUUUCUUUGCCGCUGGCCUGGCAUCUCAAACGUUUUGGCGUAUAUAACUGAUCUAGAUCAAUAAAAAAUGAUGGAUUUACAAUCAAAUAAACUUGUACAUUGGAAGCUGUAACGUGAGCACAUGCUGGUUGUAGCAUCCUUGAGAAACUGCAGGCUGCAGUCUGAUAUGCUUUCUGCUAGAGUAAUACUAUAGAGGAAGCAAACCACAUGCUUGCUUUGAGAGAGAUUUGAGAAAUUCCACAUUUUGAUCCAGGCUUCCAAAUGGGGGUUUGUUCUUUAUGCUGCUCUUGGGGUACUAAUGGGUUACAGUUGCUUCUGGGUUCUUCAGAUUUACGUGUGGUGACAACUUAAUCCAGAGCACUGACAAAUGAGUGAAGAAUACAGGUGCUUUCCACACAGGACACGUGGACUUAUUGCAUUAUUUAAAGAUAAAUAAAAAAUGGAGUUCUCUCACUCCUAGAGGCUUAGGGGAUUUAUUGAGAAGGCUGGAUUGCACAAAGGCUGUACUUUUGCAAUAAUUCAAUUGAACUCCAAUUUGUUGAUAGCAUAGAGGUCUAACACACAAUAGAAAACUGGAAUAAUACUCAUCCUAAAGUGUUCACAUUGUACACACCCUGAUCGCAUAUUAUAUCACAUCUUGCAAAGGACAGAAGGGUAGCAGUGGUUCUGAAACUAACGGGGUAAUGUAACCAUAACGUAUCUUCUCUUUCAUGUCCAUGAGUUGUGCUAUACCUGCCACAUCUUAAACUACUGCGCAGUACAGUGCAUCACAUCACAAGACGAACUGUAGCAGCUGACUGCAGGGAAUGCUGGCUGGAAACCUUGCAUGCAACCCAGAGUAGGACUAAGCCUGUUCCUGAGCUGGGUGAUACUGCUACGAUUAGCUUUGAGAGCUACUUUGUGGGGGAAAAGGAAAGCUGUAAAAGCUAGUAAAGCUAGUAAAAGCUGACUAAUGGGACAGAAAUGGCACAUUAUUGCAUAAGAACACAAGGAGAAGGAUGAGGCCGGUCUUCCUGCUGAGGUAUGAGCUGACAGAGAGGCUCAGUAGGCUCACUGUUAUGAAGGCGAUGUUUUGCUGCUACAUUAUUCCAGCUGGCCUUAUUGCGUGCAGAUGGUCUAAUAAAACAAGUUGUUUUGAAACAGGUUAAAAUGGACGCCUAGGGUUAGGACCUCUCUUUCGCCAGCCAACAAAUCCCACUCUGGCUGGAUCAAAACAAUGGUUCUGGCUCUCUCUGCUGAACUGGAUGAAUUGCGCAGUUUUAAAGCAACCGAAAGCCAAGUUACCAGGGACCUGUGAGGAUAGAGAGAAGAAAAGAGAAAGGAAAAACUGGCCCCAGAUCCAAUUGGAUGUGGUUCAAUUGCUCUAAAGCUGUUAGAUGUUUGUGAAUGAGUCAUGUGUUUGUUAUUGGAAAUUUCUCGCAAUCUCAAACAACUAAAUGAGAGUUCAGUUUGAAAGAAAAACACCUUUGAACACUAUGAAACAGGAUGUUCUCUCAGGAUUCUUUCUCCCUCUGAUUCCUAUGAGAGUCUUUGCUCUCACAAACACAGUUCAUGCCAGCACUUCUGUUCCACAGACCCUUUAAGGACUGGUUGUCUGCACACACAUCUGCAAACUUCCAGGCACGAGCAAACGUCUGUGUGUGUGUGCACGUGUUUGUGUUUUUCUUCCUACGAAUGUGUCACUCUGUUGCAGGAUUAGUGUUGUGCACCGAUCAGGCAUAACAUUAUGACCUCCUAAUAUUGUGUAGGUCUCCCUUGUGCGUCCAAAACAGUUGGGGCUAAUCAGAGGAUGGGCAUGGGCCAUCUGAGGGUGUCCUGUGGUGUCUGGCAACACAAUGUUGUUGGUGGGGGCCUCUGAGGGGAGGGGGCUCCGUGGAUCAUCCCACAGAUACUAGAUCAGUUUGGGAUCUAGGGUUAGGGUUAGGGUUAGGAACUUAGAACUUUUCUUUACAAAUUCCUUUUAAUCUCCAACUGCAGACAAAUACAUGGAGCUUGUACUGUGUUAUAUGGUGUACACAGAACUGAUCUGAUAUGAUUCUUUAAAAUAGUUUCAUACAUUCAAAAGAGAGGAGAAUUAGCUAAUAAUAAGCAGAGACCAUAUGCUGUCAGGAUGCCCGCUGCUUAGCUUUCUCCACCCCAAAAAGGAACUGGCUUAAAUCUAUUCACUAUUACCACAGUGUUGGGGAUUGGCACAAUGUUCAGUGGUUAUGUAAGUCAAAACUUUUUCUGAGCUCAAACACCCUGCUUUCCAAAAUGUGUAAAUCAGUAUGUCACAGUUAACGUUGCACUGUUAAACCGUGGUGCUGUCUCUUUUUAUGGUGUGUUUUGCCAUCUCUGCUUACAUUCCUUAUUUAUCCCGUGGGAAAUGCGGUGCACAGUUGCUUCAUCACAUAGAAACAGAUAUGAAAGAUAUUUAAGUUAUAUAAUAAUCUGGAUACAGAAUGCUGUGGAAAAGUAGUGGCAGCAAUGGCCACAGUCCAGUUGGUUCCUCACAGGAAGGCGUUGUAGAGUCUUGUGGCCUGAGGGACAAAUGUCCUCCUCAUCCUGUCCAUGGAGCAAUAGAGGGUGGUGGACAUUGUUUAUGGUGGACCAGAGUUUGCUCAAGGUCCUUGAAUUUGACCAGGCAGGAUUCUGAACAACACCUCCCCAUAAGACAUCAAGGCUGGGUGAAAGUCUGACGUCACUCUCUUCUCUUAGACUUUCCCUUUCCAUUCUUCCUUCAUCUCUUGAUAUUUAUUAAAGCACCUUAAGUAUGGACAUCAGGGAAUCGAAUUACUCAAUUGUACAAUGCUUAUUUGUAAAAGAUUCCUUUUUUAUUUUUUACAAUCUCUGAUAUGUUCAGUGACUCAUUGUUGAAUCGUGAAGUGUUUACGGAGCAGACUGUGUAUUUGGACAUGGCUUGGCAGGUUUGAUUUGUAUAUAAUUUGGAACUUGUAUGUUUAUCGUGAAAAGACGAUGUGGACUGUUUGGUCUGCAGACUCCAUUGUAGAGCUUGACCUUGUUACUUCAAGUUAACCCAUAGUUUCAAAUAAAGAUCUUAAAGAAGUAGUGUUA